Molecule: messenger RNA, 2722 nt
Organism: Pseudophryne corroboree (corroboree frog)
Lineage: Eukaryota; Metazoa; Chordata; Amphibia; Anura; Myobatrachidae
Product: E3 ubiquitin-protein ligase RNF135-like
Exons: 6
Coding region: 67-1722 (551 amino acids)
Molecular function (GO): protein binding
Source: RefSeq, a predicted model, not a curated record
AGUUUAUGCACAAUCUGUUUCUUUCACUUUCAUUUCUCAUUCUCAUCUCAUCUCAUCUCAAGAAUCAUGGAAGAGAAGCAGUUGCUACUGAGACUGCAGCCCCAAGACCUGUGCUGCACUAUCUGUUAUAAUCUUUACAACUACCCCACCACUCUGCCCUGCGGACACACUUUCUGUAAAGUGUGCAUAGAGAAAUUCUGGGAAAGCCAAAGGAGUACAAAGUGCGAGUGUCCCUUGUGCAAGAAAUCCUUCCAGACCAAGCCUGUACUUUGCAAGAACACAGAUAUCGCACAACUGCUUGACACUGUGCAGGAACUGGACAGUAAAGCACAUGAACAAUGUCAGCACUGCAUUGGAGAUGGGGCCUUAAAACUCUGCUUAUCCUGCAUGGCCCCUCUGUGCACAAACCACUUAGUGCUGCACAGCGGCCAGCGACAUCUGCUGGUCAAUCUCAUCACUACAACUUGGCCCUGCAAGCGGCAUGAGAAAGGGUUGCAGUAUUUCUGUAUGUCGCAUAGCUCUCCUGUGUGUUCAAUGUGUGUGUCGCAGCACAAAGAAUGCCAGACUUUCCAGCUGCUAGAGUUAUACACAAGGAAGAAGGAGGAAAUUAAGAAGAGGAUAACUGAUCUGGAAAUAACUAUAUCAAGUAAAGAAAGGAGUGUAGCCAGUCAAAAGGAAAUUUACUGUGAAGCCCAGAUAUUUAUUAGUGAUAUUAAAGAUAAGCUCACCAAGAACUUCAGAGAGAUGAGGGAGUAUAUAGAGAAGCAGGAAAGGGCAUCCUUCUGGCGGAUGAAACAAGAACAGGACACUGCGCAAAAGCAGUCAUCGGAAAGGAUUCAGCAUCUGACCGCUGACAUAGAUGUUAUGAAGAAGCUGAGAGGACAGCUGGAAGAUCAGUUAGAAAAUGACUGUAUAGCAGUGCUGAAGGGGAUUGGAUCAGAAAAUAUAUACAGGCCGACGUCUUCAGCAGAGAGACAAAACAUCAUUGAUGAAAACAGGCUUGCAGACACAAGUCAUAAUAUAUCCCAAAUGAAAAAGAAUCUCCUUUCUCACCCACUGCUUGAACAUCUUCACUGUCCUCCAAAACAAGUGCUUGAAGACACUUUGGUACUGCCUACUGAACCUUCAGCCUCCUGUACACAGGAAAUGAAUGUAAGAGUUGCAGAGAAAGGUCCAAGGAAACUUCUGCAGUGGGCCACCACUGUGUCUUUUGAUGGAGAUACAGUCAACUAUCGCUUGUCUCUUUCUGAAGACUUUAAGACAGUGACAGUGACGGGUAAGAAUCAGUAUCCAAAACAUGAGCGCAGAUUCACACUCAGUCAGGUCCUCUGUGCUGAAGGAUUCUCCACAGAAUGCAGCUACUGGGAGAUCGACACAAAUAACAGUGAUGGAUGGAGCAUUGGGGCUGCAGCAUUAGAGAUUGAGAAUCAUGGACAACUUGGCCGAAACCACUUAUCCUGGUGUGUAGAAUGGAACAAGGAACAAUUAUCUGCGUGGCAUAAAAAUGAAAACAUCAUGCUAGAUUUACCAAAACCUUCUGUGGUGGGUGUGCUUCUUAAAUGUGCAGAAAAGGUCAUCUCCUUUUAUUCCAUUACAGCUGAAAGUGAGAUACUGCUUCAGUCCUACAAACUGAAUUUCCAGACACGGAUAUUCCCUGCAGUUUGGUUAUAUGGUCUAAAAAAAGGGAAUUCAUUGACUAUAUGUGAUAUAAAUAGGCAGUAGCAGCUCUUGCCACGGGCAAGCAGGCUUUUUGCCCGGGGCGCCGCUAUCCCGAGGGUGCCGCCGCUGCUGUGGCAAGAGCCGGUUCUAAUCCACCCUCACUCCCCGCUCCCCAUCUGCAGCGAGUGCCGUGUGCGCCCGCUGCAGCCGGCGUCGCUGACUGACGCUAGAGGUCAAAAUUGACCCCAAGUGUCAGUGCGGCGCUGCUAUGGAAGAGACGUCAUGACAUCUCUACCAUAGAGAGGAGCCGGCGCCCGGAGACAGCAGCAGCAGCGGUCCGGAAGCAGGAGUGAGGCUGGUAAGUAUUUUUUUUUUUGUUAGGGUUUCAAAGUGGCGCUACUACAGGGGGCACAUACUGGGGGCACAGCUACUGGGGGCGCUACUACAGGGGGCACAGCUACAAGGGGCACAGCUACCGGGGGCAAAUCUACAGGGGGCACAUACUGGGGGCACUACUACAGGGGGCACUGCUACUGGGGGAAAAUCAACUGAGGGCACAGCUACAAGGGGCACUGCUACAGGGGGCACUGUUACACGGGCACAGCUACAGGGAGCACAACUACUAGUGACACAACUACAGGGGGCACUGCUACAGGGGGGAUAGCUACUGGGGGAAAAUUAACUGAGGGCACAGCUGCUGGGGGUCCAGCUACUGGGGGCAAAUCUACAGGGGGCACAACUACUGGGGGCACUACUACAGGGGCACUGCUACAGGGUGCAAAUCAACUGGGGGCACAGCUACAAGGGGCACUGCUACUGGGGGCACAGCUACAAGUGGCAUAACUACAGGGGGCUCUACUAAAGGGGGCACUGCUACAGGGGGAACAGCUACUGGGGGGAAAUUAACUGGGUGUACAGCUACAGGGGGGCACAAGUACAGGAGGAUAACUGUGGGCAUGCCCCUUCCCUAUGAAGAAGCCACGCCCCUUCCCUAUGAAGAAGCCAUGCCCCUGUUUUGGGGCGCGCGCACCAACUGUAUUUUACCUGGGGGGGGGGGGGGGGG